GUCACGCGUAUAAACAGUUGAGGCCUUCUAAGCGUGAAACCAAGUACAUAGAAGAGUUGUUGGUUGUGAAGUAUAUUUUAAAAUAUAAUAUUUACGAAUCGUUCGUACUAAUAAUGUCUGUUACCACACGUAUGUCCUUGGCAAUGGGAAAGCAUGUGGCAAGAAUCCGAGGGAAACCAAAACAUAAUAUGUCACUUAGUACUUCAUGUAUUAUUGCAAAUGAACCAUUGACAAAGACUGUACAAUAUGAUGGUGUUCGUAAAAUAAUCAUGUCAAGUCAAAAAACAAGGAAUGCACUGUCCAUGAAAAUGAUGGAAGACUUGAUUGCAGGCAUCACCUGCAAUCAGAAUGACCCUUCCCUCAGGUGUAUUUUACUGUAUGGAGAAGGACGGGUGUUCUCAGCUGGCCACAAUUUGAAAGAACUGACGAGCAAAGAUGGGUCUGAAUUCCACCAUGAGGUUUUUGCAACCUGUUCUCGUCUGAUGCUAGGCAUCUUACAAUGUCCUGUGCCUGUCAUAGCUGUUGUUCAAGGACUGGCUGCUGCUGCUGGUUGCCAACUUGUUGCUAGCUGUGACAUUGCAAUUUGCUCUGAUAACAGCUCCUUCUCAACUCCAGGAGCAAACUUUGGAAUAUUCUGCUCUACACCUGGAAUUGCUGUUGGUCGUGCAGUGCCAAAAAAAGUAGCAGCUCACAUGUUGUUUACAGGUCUUCCUCUUUCAGCUGAAGAAGCUUUAAGAGCAGGUCUUGUGAGCAAAGUUGUUCCUGCAGAAGAUCUAGAAGAAGAAGUGAGGAAGAUAGUGGAUUCAAUAUGUAACAAAAGUCGUGCUGUCAUUGAACUUGGCAAGAAGUUUUUCUAUCAGCAAUUAGAAACUGAUAUAAGAACUGCGUACAGAAUGGGUGAGGAAAUAAUGGUAAAUAACUUAGCGAUGUCUGAUGGCCAAGAAGGAGUUCGCAGCUUCAUAGAAAAGAGAAAGCCUUGUUGGACGCACAGCUCAGAAAAAUGCCACUAAUGAUCAGCUAUUGCUUCUCUAAUUGUAAUAGUUGUUACAUAAGUUAGUCUGCUUUUGCAUGCAGUUGGGUCUAAAGGUAAGAAUUAUAGCUGCCUGUGGAAUUAUGUUCCAGAAGUAAGAUGUUGCUCAUUCAGAAAAUCCUAAGUAGCAGGUAUAGCCCUUUAAUGGUAUCAUUGUAUGUGAAGGAUACUAUACAUUUUAUUUAUUUUCCAGUUGUUUCCAUAUUGUGUAAAUGAGGAGAAUUUUAUUACUAAGUAACAAGAAAUACUGUACAUAAAAGUUAUUUCUCGAUCCCUCAGUUACUAGUGCUCAACAAUUGCUACGUGCCAAUAAUAGUUAAGGAAUAUUCUGACAAGUCAGAAUUUUGCUUUAAAAAUGAAUCAGUAGUAUAAGAAUGAUAUUCCUAUGGCAAUGUUCUCACAUUUAAUGAAAACAAUGUAGGUAAUAAGUUACAUUUUACUUUUUGAAGAUUUAUGUACCUAUCGCAGAAGAGGAAAUGAUAUGGAAUUAACUGUAGACUUUUUAGUGACACAUUGUAGUACAUAGUGUGUUGCAAACACAAGAUUAAUAAUUGUUCCAAUAUUCUGUAUUUUUACAGAACUUUCUCUUUAGACUGAGCAUGGAAUUGAUAUUUAUAUAUAUAUGUACACCAAAUUUUGGAUUGUUCAAUCUGACAUGAGAAUUUUUACAUCUCGUGAAGCAUACUUGUUGAAUAAUAGCCAUAAUAGUGAUUGUUAUCUCUUUUAGCUGUAGUUGUUAAGAACAGUCUUUGUUCCUUGUCACCAAUUUACAGUGUCCUGGAUCAUUAUUGAUAUUUUCAAUGAAAACUGUUAUUAAGUAACUAGAAGUAAUGUAUUUGCACAUAUGUAAAAGGCUUAUGAAGUUUCAUAAUUUGUAACUUUCAAAUUUAAUUUAGCAAGCAAGAAUUUUUAUUGUAAUUACAGUAAAUGAAAACUAGAAAGUCAUAAAAUGUGAGCUUUCUCUCAAUCUGUUAAAUAACUUAGACAAUACAAGUUAAGUCCUGCCAUAAGUUAACGUAUUUAACUAUUUUGACAUAUGGCAAUACAAGGCUGUGGAACAAUGCUCAUACUUGUUACAGUUAACAUUUGAAAAUUGUAAAUAUUUUAUGAAGAAAAGAAAAGUAGUUUAAUAUUGCUAUAUCCUGUAACAGUGCAAUAUAGAUGUUUCUUCAGAAAAUGGACUUUUUCCUAGUGCUCAUUGGAAUGACUUUAAUAUAAUCGUUUUUUGUGAUACUGAUUAUUGUAAUGUCAGUUUUGAGUGAUAAUUCAUUUAUAAGCGUGAUCAUAACAAAAAUUUCAUGGAUGUUGCUGUACUCUGUGAUGUCCUCAGUAUGUGAAGGUUUAAAUUUCUCAUUCUUCUCUUACAAUGGAAAAUCGAGGAUAGAAUGUAACAAUAUUAUGAAGAAGGUAGUUGCUACGUACCAUAUAAUGGAGAUGCUGAGUCACAGACAGGCACAACAAAAAGACUGUUGGAAAGUGAGCUUUAGGCCAACAAAGCCUUUGUCGAAAAUAGACAACACACACUCACAUACAUACAUACAUAUGUACAAACAAAUGCAAUUCACACACACAUGACCACAGUCCCUGGCAUCAGGAGCCAGACUUCAGCUUCAGUUGCCAGUGACUCUGGUCAUGUGUGUAUGUGUUGUGUUUGUAUGAGUAUGUGUGUGUAUGUUGUCUGUUUUUGACGAAGGCCUUGUUGACUGAAAGCUCACUUUCUGACAGUCUUUUUUUACCUGUCCGUGACUCAGCAUCUCUGUUAUAUGGUGAGUGGCAACUAUAUUUUUCAUAAUAUCAUUCUUCUCCUACUGUUUUGUAUUUUAUUUUCUGCAGAAAUCAGCAUUGAAUUAUCAGUAUUUUUGCUAAAGCAUGCAUUUCUUUCAGUUAUUAUUGCUGUUACAUCUGAGAGCAGAAAAUUUGGACUUUAUUUCUAACAUGUAACUAUUGUAGGAAGGAAAUGUUCUUUAUUGUAUGUUGCAUAUUAGGGCUGUUUCAGUAUGUCAUUGUCACAUGUCUUAAUGUCCAGCACAAUUCAUUUAUGUGGUGUUGCAUCAUCUUAGGUAGCCACAUUUUAUAAAAUACUAUGCAAUUAUUGUGGGAAUUGUCUUGCAUAACUUGAUCUUCAAAACCUCUAUCAAAUGGUUGUCUCAGAGAGGUGCUAUAAAGACCUACAAUUUCAUUGGUAAAUGUCCAGGGCUCAGGAAACAGACAUCCAAAUUUUAUUAUCUGACUAUGCAGUUUAGUGGACUUUUUGAGUGUUUAUGCUGUGUCACAUGUUAUGAAAUCCUGAUAUAUUUUGCCAUGUGAAACUAUUUUAAUUAAUUUGUUUCUCACAGCACCAGUUGCUAUUGUUUAUCUUUCAGAAUUCUGACUUGAACAUUUUCAGUCAUAUCUACACUUCUUCAUGUGUUAUGAAGGCCUGGUAUAUUCAUAAACAAGAGACCAUUGCAGUUCUUAUUUUAUCAGAGUAACAAUAUAAAUUGUUCUCUCAUAUAUAAACUACAAUAAAAUUCCACCAGUUUUGGGAUGAGGUUUUCAAUAUUCCUGCCCAUGAUGUGUUCUCCAGAUCUCUCUCUCUCUCUCUCUCUCUCUCUCUCUCUCUCUCUCUGUGUGUGUGUGUGUGUGUGUGUGUGUGUGUGUGUGUGUGUGUGUGUGUGGUUGUUUUCUUUUAAUUUUAAGGAAUCAACUGCUGAAAACGUUUCUCCUAUAUGAUCCAUUAGCUCCCCUCCCCCCCUCCCCCUCCCCUCACGCUGCAAAUCAGUCUUUGACUGGUUUGUUGUUGAAGCCCGCCAUGAAUUCCUCUCCUGUGCCAACCUCUUCAUCUCAGAGUAGCACUUGUACCCUACAUCCUCAGUUAUUUGUUGGAUGUAUUCCAAUCUCUGUCUUCCUAUACAAAUUUUACUGUCUAUAGUUCUCGUUUGUGUCAUGGAAGUUAUUUCCGGACGCCUUGAGGAACAUGUGCCCUAUCGUCCUUCACUACAUCUUAUUAGUGUUUCUUUCUUUACUGAGGAGAAUCUCCUCAUCCCUUACCUUACCAGUCCAUCUAAUUUUCAACCUUCUUCUGUAGCGCCACAUCUCAAAUGCUUUGAUUCUUGUCUGUUCCUAUUUUCCCGCACUCCAUAACUCACUACCAUAUGAUGAUGUACUCAAAAAUGUACAUUUUCAUAGAUUUCUUCCUCAAAUUAAGGCCUAGGUUUGAUAUGAGUAAAGGCCUUUUGGCCAGGAAUGCUCUCUUUGCCUGUGCUAGUCACUUUUUAUGUCUUCCUUGCUUUAUCCAUCAUGGGUUAUUUUGCUUCCAAGGUAGCAGAAUUCCAUAACUUAGUCUACUUCAUGAUGCCCAGUUCUGAUAUUAAAUUUCUUGCUGUUCUCAUUUCUUAUACUUCUCAUUACUUUUGUCUUUCUUUGAUUACUCCCAGUCCAUAUUCUGUACUCAUUAGAUUACUCAUUCAUUCCAUUCAAUGCAUCCUGUAUUUCUUCACUUUCACUGAGGAUAACAGUGUAAUCAGUGAAUCAUAUCACUGAUAUCCUUUCGCCUUAAGGUUUUAUCCCACUCUGGAACCUUUCUUUUAUUUUCCUCAUUGCUGCUUCAAUGUAUAGAUUGAACCGUAUGGGUGAAAGACUACACCCCUACCUUACACUAUUUUUAUCUGAGCACUUCGUUCUUGGUCUUCCAGUCUUAUUAUUCCCUCUUGGUUCUUGUACAUGAUGUAUAUUAUCUGUCUUUCCCUACAGCUUACUCCUAUUUUCCCCAGAAUUUUGAAUAUAUUGCACCAUUUUAUACUGUCAGAUACUUUUUACAGGUUGACAAAUUGAUGAAUGUGCCUUGAUUUUUCUUGAGUUUUGCUUCCAGAAUAAAGCAUCACAUCAGAACUGCUUCUGUGAUGCCUUUACCUUUCCUAAAGCCAAAAUGAUCAUCAUCUAAGAGAUCCUGCAGUUCAUUUCAGUUAUUUUUGUUUUAUUUAGUUUUUUCCUGUUUUCUGCUCAUUGUGACUUAUUGUAUUGCCCUAUAAAUAUAGAUUUAGUUAGUAAUUAUUUUCAAUUGCUUCAACAUUUGUUGUAUAACAUCUUUAAUGUUUUACUUUUUAUCCCUUCACAAAUAUUGAAUUGCGACUAAUAAAUUCUUGAUUACUGUUAUUUACUUAGGAAGAUGUUACAGUGUUCAAUUUUCAGUUUAUUGACACAACUAGCCUUUGCCUUAUGGAAUAUUUUUUGGUCAUGUCUUUGAUCUUAUUUUCUUCUCAUGUUACUGUUUUUUACAGCUUCAUUUUGCUGAGUAGGGCUACUUUCAUUGUAAUGUUUAACUAUGCCUCGUAGUUUGCCAGGCUAAAUGUUAUUGUGAUAACUCCAUAGAUAUAGUCCAUGAGUGCUUUAUUUAGAAAAAGUGUCAGUCAUGUGAUUUCUGAUGUAUUUCUGUUGUGCAAAUGAAGGUUUUUGUGCCAAUAAACCCAACAAGAUCUUAUUGCAAUAUGUCAUUCCGUCACUUUCUGCAACUUUAAAUAAAAUAUAUGAAGUGCUGCACUUCCUUCUUUUGACCCAGAAUGCUAGCAUUGUUAUUGCUGGAGUGCCUGCUAAACAUUUGUUGCUACUGACUUCAUCUUUGAAUACUUAAUACUUUCCAUCCUAAACAAUUUUUAAAGAAGGUGGUGAAUUAAGCUGAAUUAUCUGAAUAUUGUGGUGUAUUAGAUUUUUAAGAAAAUGGUAAAAAAUUACUUUCACUAAAACUAUGGAAAAAACACUAGCAAAAUCUUGCAGAUUAUUUUUUAUUUUAGCUUAAUUGUCUUCUGAUUUAUUGCAACAUGUUUGAUAUUAUGAGGUGCCAUAAUGUAUAAAAGCAUGCUCUAAUUUUACUUUUAUUUGAUAGAAGUGUUAGCAGAAUGUUACAAUUUACAACACGCAUUUUGUGAUUGAAGACCAUAAAAAUCACAAGAAAUUCAUAACUUUUUCUACUAUUGCAAGGAAAAGUUCUGGCAGAAUGUAAAUAAUUUAGGAGUAAAAGAGACAACUCACGACUCACCAAAUAGUACAAGCAUCUCACUCUCUCUCUCUCUCUCUCUCUCUCUCUCUCUCUCUCUCUCUCUCUCUCUCUCUCUCUCUCUCGAUUUCCUGAUCUAUCACAAAUGCUGUCAAAUUGCCUAAUGGCUUCAUGUUCUUUGGCCAACAUUUGUUUGAUAAUUUUUCUGACAUUUCAUGAGUACGAGUGGCUGGCAUUCUCAAAAUUUCACCCUCUAUUGCUAGAGGUAGAGAGUGAAUCUUUGACCAUGCUAGCCACUCAUGCUGUUGAACCAUCAGAAAAACCAACAAACAAACAUCAACUGAAGAACCCUAGACAGAAGCCAACUGGCAAUUUGUCUACAAGUGUCCAUGAAAGCCUUAAGAGUUUUGUGUUAUGUAUAUCUUUGGGCUAAUCAAUCAUGUCAUGUUAAUUUUGCCUUUACAUCAGUUUUGUUGAUAUCCUAGCUGCCUUUGAUUUCACAAGGUCUUCCUUUUGUUCUCUCAUGUGGAACAACACACAGAUUAGUUAUUAUUUUUUUAAAAAAAAUAUCCUGUGAUUAAUUGUCUUAUUGUCACUCCUGACCAUUCUGGCUACUAUGCCUUUUGCGCCAGUCUUUUUAUCUCUGGUAUUUGCCCUUUUUUAAAUAUAAUUUUUGCUUAUUUCUUAGUUCAGUUCAAAAUUAUUUUCUUAGUAAUGCUAUUGUUCCUGUUCACAUUUUGAAAUGUACUGUGAGAUCUGUAUGUUCUGUAAAUUUAUGUGUCAUUCUAUUCUGACAUUGAUAUUACAUUCUAAGCUUAUGUUCAAAGAUGUCAUCUUGUGAAGUCUGAUAAAAAUACAAACAUCACAUGUUCAUGUUCAAACAAGAUAUUUCCUAAAUACUUUUGCUUCCAGAUCAGCCAUCACUUUUGGAUAUCGUAAUAUAUAAUGUAACAUUGUUUCUCAUUGGUCAGUACAUGUUAUUAAAUUAUGUCCUGAUAUAAAAAUUUUAUUAUGGUCUCUUGCUUUUUCUUGACACAACAAAAAUUUAAAGAAGGCAAUGCUGUUAAAUAUCCAUUCUAUAUUGAGAGUGCCUAUACAUCCCUGUUUAUUUUAGUUAUAAAUGUAUGUAAAUCAUUGUCAGUUAACUAAAUACCUAUCUCUUAUGUCCUGUACAUACAUUACUCUUCUUUAUAGGUAUAAGCACAAAAGUGAAGAAUAGUGAAAGAAAGAUUAUUGAAUGAUUAGGGUGUUCUAUGAGCAUUCAUUUUAUAAGUUUACUCUUAUUGAUAAAAUUUUAAAAUAUAUGUAUAUUUUGUGCAUAAUUUUUUUCAACAUUGCUAGGCAACUUCUUCAGAUCUUGUUCAAUAAGCAAGUCUGUCCUGCUGCCAGUAUAUUUGUUGUGAACCACUCAUACACUGCAUUUCCAUGGAAUGUUGUCCUCUUAGUGCCAUUCUACAGUUACCAAAAUAUAAGGAUGUGACAUGUAAGUAAAUUAGGAUUGUAAGAGGUUGAGUUCAAUAGCUCUAUAUUGAAUCUCACUGUGUUUGUUCCCAAUUUAAAGUGUGAUACUGAAUAAUAAUGUGAAGAGGCUCUCAUUGCUGCUUCCUGUGGUAAACAUCUUUCAUAUCAUCUAACAGCAGCUUUUACUAUCUUUAUGACUUUAUGAUCUCAAAAAGUUAAAUGAGUGACGUAUCUGUGCAAUCCAACAACACAGUAAUGAGAAUACGAGAUCAGAAAGAACAUACUUUUCUCAUUCAUUUCAUUGAGUCAUUUAAGGAUAGGUAUCAUCCUGAGUAAUGCAUUUGACACAUUCUUUUACUGAAAUAAUUAAAAAUAGAUCAUACUUUUUAGAAUCUGUCACCUGGUUUCAGAUGUCCUGGCUGCAGAUCUUUAGAAAUAUGUAGUGAGUAUAAGAGGGUUAUAUGCAUCUGUCUCUGAUCACACUCAACACUAUUAAUCUUUUAACAAACAAUGCAUUUUCCUUCCAGUAGACUUAAAAUGGGAUGGGUUUUAUGUCACCCCUAUGUGAGUAUAAUGAAAGACAAGUAUUUCUUCUCUGCUUACAGGUUUGCACUUCAUGUCCUAGGCCCAUCCUUCAGUUGUGCACUCAGAAAUAGCUUUACAGCAUUUUCAUUCAUUUCAUCAUUUACAAACUGAAGUAUGUUAUAUCUAUGUAGUAGCAUAAAGAGAUCCAUUGGCAUAUUUCUUAUAGGAUGAAUAUGGAAAUGUCCUUUUAUCUAAACAGAUAAUUCUUUUUGUCACAUCCCCAGUCUCACUAGGUUUGUAUACUUCUGUCAGUGCAGAUUCUUGACCAUCAAUAAUUUCAGCUCCAUAAUUUUUGUAUUUUAUGAUUCUGCAAAUUCAAAACAUAUUUGGGAGUUCUACUUUCUCACUACCAUUACUCUAUCAAGUUUUGGCAUUUUUGAGUCAUUACAUCUAAACUCAUAAUAAAUACCUUCUAAUAUACUCAGUAACUGAUUGUCAGUUAAAUUAUUGUUCUUUCUGUCUGUUUAAUGUUAGUUGAUUAGCUGCUGUUUCAAACAGUACUCAUGACAGACAAUUAAGCACGAGAAAACAAAAUCAUAGACUGGAAAAUUUUCCCUGAGACCUUGUUGCUCUACAGAUACAUGUUCACAGCUUCAAUACAGACUGAAUAAUAACCUGUGGAUGCAUACUCUUAUAAGUUCUUCAUUGGCCCAUUGAUCACGGAACCAUGUAAAACUGUCACCACAUUGGUCUGAUGGCUCAUUUUGUUACUUAUAGGCAUCAGCCACAGUAAACUUUUUAACAGAAUUAUAAUCAUCACAAUGUUUGUGAGUUUACUCAAACACUUAGAUCCUACAAAGUGUGCCAUGCAGAAAUUGCUCAGUGUGUGAUCUAAAUUCUGUAAGUCCGAUACCUUAAAUGAUGAGAAAAUGACGAAUAAUACAUAGUGCUUUGGGAAGAUAUUCUCAUUGCACACUCAGGAUGCUACUGGUAAUUACACAGAUGCUGUAGAAUGACACACUUGCUCUGCCACUUCCAUAUUCUCCAGCUAUCUUUCACAGCUCACCACAUAGCUCAGGCUCAUUCUCCAAAUGUUGUAUGCAUGUUUGGUUUAAAGUGUAGUUACUCUCAAAGCAAAUCAGAUGCUGGUAGACUACAUAAUCUGUAUCUCUACAUUAUGUCGUAGCUAAUAAUUCAGACACUGUUUUAACAACACUCCAUAAAUAUACUGCAAUUCACUGCCUCUGUGUCAAUUCAGCAAUGGUAAUUUCAGAGUUUAGAUGUGCAAAAUUUAUGAAAAUAAUAAAAUGUGUAAAUAUUAUAAGUAAAUGAAUAAGGAAAGAUGUUUAUAAAAUUGAAUAGCUAUAAACAGAGUAUGGCACAUAAUUUCACAUGUAUAUCAAGUUCUGUUGUUGUAAGUCAUAAAUAAAGUCAAAUAUUUUUUA
Messenger RNA from Schistocerca gregaria, 9433 nucleotides. RefSeq names its product enoyl-CoA hydratase domain-containing protein 3, mitochondrial. Bases 114 to 1010 code for a protein of 298 amino acids. NCBI's taxonomy places the organism in Eukaryota, Metazoa, Arthropoda, Insecta, Orthoptera, Acrididae. Gene Ontology annotation, cellular component: mitochondrion. The record is from RefSeq and is a predicted model, not a curated record. The transcript is spliced from 7 exons. Gene Ontology annotation, molecular function: hydro-lyase activity.